This is a messenger RNA of Acanthamoeba castellanii str. Neff, 429 nucleotides long. RefSeq names its product Mitochondrial 39S ribosomal protein L47. Gene Ontology annotation, molecular function: structural constituent of ribosome. NCBI's taxonomy places the organism in Eukaryota, Discosea, Longamoebia, Acanthamoebidae. The transcript has 5 exons. Bases 1 to 429 code for a protein of 142 amino acids. Gene Ontology annotation, biological process: mitochondrial translation. Gene Ontology annotation, cellular component: mitochondrial large ribosomal subunit; mitochondrial ribosome. The record is from RefSeq and is a predicted model, not a curated record.
AUGGAGGAGUUCAUUGAUAAUGCCACGAAGCCCGGCGAGUAUCCCAUCGCUGGUCGCGCGUGGAAGGCCAGCGAGCUGCGACUCAAAUCGUUCGAGGAUCUGCACAAGCUCUGGUUUGUGCUUCAGAAGGAGCGGAAUCUGUUGCUGACGGAGAAGAUGCUCGCCAAGUCCGAAGGCAAGCAGAUGAAGGCCAAGGGCCGAAGGGUCAAGGUUCGUCAGUCCAUGGCGCGCAUCAAGCUCGUGCUGGGCGAGCGACAACACAUCUACAAGACCUUCAAGCGCGAACAGAUCCUCGCUCUGGAGCAGGAUCGUCUCGAGGAAGUGCGUGGGCGCCAGCUGGCCUGGGCCGAGCAGCUCAAGAGCCAGAACGACAAGCUGGCCAACGUCAAGCUGCCCAAGCCCCAGAAGGAAGCCGCCUCCAUCAAAUAA